UUCAACAACUUUGCUGCCGGUUCCGACGUCUGGCCAUCGCCAACAUCAAAACGGUGUCAGCUGUGCAUGACAAUGGCCUCCCGCCGUUGUAAAAUCACGGGAUCCUGAAGCCAAUCACACCCAAGCCAAAAGCAAUCGACAAUGAAGCUAGAAUCUUUUACAAGGAUAUCUCUGCUGUUUGCUAUUUUUCUGAAUGCUGGCCAUGGCUUUCUGCUACCUUCAGCAUGCCGAUCAUCAAUUGUGUUGAAGUCCGCUUCGUCCGAUACCGACACCGACACACUGACUAUACAACAGGCUUCGCAGAUCUUGCAAGAGUGGGACCAAUACUACAACAAGGAGAAUACCAGUGGCAACUCACUUCCUGAGGAAAUCAUGAACAAAAAUCGUCCCAUACUGCCCGCAGCCAUUCGUCUGUUGAAUGAAGCAGCAAGAGAAGAGCGUGACAAGGACUCCACAAUGGGUCGCUGCAUGUUGGGGAUCUGCGCUUCUUCCAUUGAUGAAGGCAUUGCAACACUCAAAUCCUGGGUAACUGGGCUUGGUUUGCCCCGAGGAAUACUACACGGCGCCGACAAAGAUGGAGUACAGCUUGAUCUGGACGGAGGCGUCUACAUCAAGUACAACACGGGAGGAUUUCUAACGUUUUCGCAAAUCAGAUCAUCAGGCAUGGGCUUUGAUGCACUCUGGAGGCCUGGAGACGCACUGCUGGAGCCAUAUGAUGGAAACUAUCGAGGUGUAUACUUUCAAGUGGAGCUGGAUGAUGGAGUCUUUCGACAGUAUUUGGUCCCAUUGGAUACCUUUGAUGAGGCGUGAUUGUGUUACCAAGUGCGCGUGUGUACCUUACCAGAGCAUGAGUUUGAUUGCCAUGGAAAAUUAUCAAUCAAAUCAACAAUCUGCAGCCCUGUUGCCUUGGCACAACCUGUACAGUCCAUAGUUAGUAAAGCUAGUACUAGUCCGUAAAGGAACUAAUCAAAACUACUCUCAUAUUUUCAAAAGUCAGAUACAUAGUAAUUAGAAUAGUAAGCCAAUAUAGCACAGA
Molecule: messenger RNA, 1036 nt
Organism: Seminavis robusta
Lineage: Eukaryota; Bacillariophyta; Bacillariophyceae; Naviculales; Naviculaceae
Source: the annotation of a GenBank genome assembly